AUGGGCAGACUAGACGGCAAAGUCGCCAUCGUAACUGGUGGCGGCUCAGGUUUCGGCGCUGGUAUUUCAAAAGGAAUGGCCUCCGAAGGAGCCAAAGUCCUUGUCUGCGACAUCAAUCAAUCUGGUGGCGAAGCAACUGCAGCAACAAAUCCCUCCUCCCUUGCUUUUCACCAAAUGGAUGUUACCAAAACCUCAGACUGGAAAGCCACCAUCUCAACCUGUAUCGAGAAAUUUGGCCGCUGUGAUAUUCUCGUGAACAACGCAGGUUGGAGUUAUACUAACAAACCUACCACGACUGUCACUGAAGAUGAAUUCGAAAAGGUCUUUGACGUCAACGUUAAAGGUGUAUAUCUGGGCUGCAAUGCUUGGGUAGAUCAAGCUAUUGAGCGCAAAGAAGGAGGUGUGAUCAUCAAUAUUGCCAGUGUUGGGGCUACGCGGCCAAGACCAGGAUUGGUGUGGUACAAUGCGAGUAAAGGCGCGAUAUGGAACGCGACAAAAGGACUUGCAGCAGAAUACGGUCCACAUCAGAUCCGCGUCGUAUCCAUUUGCCCGCUCGUUACAGCUACAGGUCUCUUCUCGAGUUUUACCGGAAUGGAAGAUACGCCGGAAAACAGGACGAAGUUCACGUCUAAUGUACCUAUGGGCAGGAUUGGGGAAGUAGAUGAUGUGGUGAAUGCGUGUAUAUUCAUGGCAAGUAAGGAGGCAGGGUUCAUCACUGGGGUCAAUCUCGAAGUGGAUGGUGGGCGGUGUAUCUAA
Alternaria burnsii is the source of this 756-nucleotide messenger RNA. RefSeq lists its product as uncharacterized. The transcript has 3 exons. The record is from RefSeq and is a predicted model, not a curated record. The coding region runs from base 1 to 756 and encodes 251 amino acids. Lineage: Eukaryota; Fungi; Ascomycota; Dothideomycetes; Pleosporales; Pleosporaceae.